Messenger RNA from Moneuplotes crassus, 1378 nucleotides. The record is from the annotation of a GenBank genome assembly. Lineage: Eukaryota; Ciliophora; Spirotrichea; Euplotida; Euplotidae.
CUCUAACGGAAUUUAAUGGAGGAGUUAAUCGCAGACAAGUACAAAGUCAUGAAGAAAUUGGGAAGUGGCUCAUUUGGUGAGAUCCACCUUGUUGUUGAUACUGAGACUGGCCUGGAAUACGCUGUCAAGUUAGAAAGCGCAAAGACAAAAAUGCCCCAGCUUUUGUAUGAGGUGAAGUUAUAUAAGGUCCUUUCGGGAGGCACUGGGGUCCCUGAUGUCCACUGGUAUGGGCUCAGUGGCGAUCAUAAUUGUAUGAUCAUGGAUCUUUUGGGAAGAGAUUUAGAAGAUCAGUUCGAAUACUGCAAGCAUAAAUUCACUUUACAGACUGUUUGCAUGUUGGCAGAACAAAUGUUACAUCGUAUUGAGUACCUCCACUCAAGAAGUUUCAUUCACAGAGAUAUCAAACCAGAAAACUUCUUGUUCGGCAUUGGUAAGAAGAGGCAUACUCUACAUCUCAUUGACUUUGGUCUUGGAAAAAUGUACAGAAAUAUUAAAACAGGAGAGCAUGUUGAGAUGACUACAGAGAGAAGCUUAAUUGGAACCGCUAGAUAUGCAUCUAUCAAUGCACAUCUAGGCUAUGAGCAAAGCCGGAGGGAUGACAUGUGCUCGAUAGGAUAUUGCCUUGUGUACUUCCUUAAAGGAACCCUUCCUUGGGUUGGAAUCAAGGCAAAGACAAAGAAGGACAAAUAUGACCUUAUCCAAGAUAAGAAGUUGGCUACCAGUGUGGAAGAGCUUUGAGAAGGAGCUCCAAAGCAAUUUGAGAAGUACAUCACUUACUGACAAAGCCUAAAAUUUGAAGACAAGCCUGAUUACUCCUUCUGAAGGAGGUUUUUUAGAGAAGUUAUGAAGCAGAAUAAAUAUAGAAAUGACCCAGAGCGUUUUGAUUGGGUAGUCAGAAAGAAUGCACUCAAGAAGAUGCAAAGCAAAAAGGCUAAUCAGGAGAACAAUAAGGUCCCAAAGUCUCCAACUAAUGAUACCAGUGCUUUAUCAAAGAAAGCAUUAGGCAAGAACUCCAAAGAAAAUAAGAUCCAGAGCACUAUUAAAAAGCGAGUUGUGCAUAAGAAGCAGAAGUCUUGUGGUUCUCCAGAGGCAAUUGCCUCGAUUAAUACCUCAAAAAUGUUGAAAACCUUGAAUUCCAAUGCCUUAGGAGGACUUUUAAGUACUAGAAAUUUAAAAACUUCAAGCAUGCUUAAGAAGAACUCUAACAUAAGAAGCAGAAUGAAAUCAAGCAUUUCUUCAAAUAUGAUAGCAGGGUUGAAAACAAUGGUUUCUAAUAACAGCAACAAAAAGUCAAUGUUAGGAGCUAAGACAAAGAAUUUAGCUAGGUUAAGGAAGAUCAAUGAGAACAAUAGGAAAGAACUACUGACUAGAUUAUAAG